Messenger RNA from Exophiala oligosperma, 1796 nucleotides. RefSeq lists its product as uncharacterized. The record is from RefSeq and is a predicted model, not a curated record. The transcript is spliced from 5 exons. Gene Ontology annotation, biological process: glycerol transmembrane transport; water transport. The coding region runs from base 354 to 1478 and encodes 374 amino acids. Gene Ontology annotation, molecular function: glycerol channel activity; water channel activity. Gene Ontology annotation, cellular component: plasma membrane. NCBI's taxonomy places the organism in Eukaryota, Fungi, Ascomycota, Eurotiomycetes, Chaetothyriales, Herpotrichiellaceae.
CCAAGCUGUUGUUCACAAGGCUCGUCAGCCUCGGGUUAGCUGAUUCCAAUCAUGAAGGCACUGUGCGAGGUCUUCGGUCUUGCUACCCCGAGGUUGGGAUACAUUCCUGCUUCACUAGCAGGGCUUUCCAUUUGCGCGGCGCCACCUCGUAACACGCUUCUUAGUCGCCUGCAUAUACCCCGGUCUCUCACUCAUCUUUGUCUCGUUCGAUGACUCGCGCGAUUAACAUCCCCAUCCCCGACCAUAAGCUGGAGCCUCCGCAGCGGCAAAGUCAAGUCGUGCAGGAUCCACCGCUGAAAUAGUCUUAAUCCUCUGAAUCGCUCUCUCUCUUUCUCUCGACCAAAGCUGACAGCAUGGCCAGCGAGCAGAUCAGUCCAGUUCGCCCUACUCAGAACCCAGGCAAAGAGACCAAGACUAUGGCUCAAGAAAAAGAAUCAAUAUCAUCCACACCUCCCGCUACGCACAAUGAAGACCUCCAUCACAAUCACCUUCACCCCCACGAGUAUCGACACACCACUGUAGACGGACAACCAGCAUUCGCUGAACAUGGUGCUCUCGUCGACCACAAAGUCCCUCAAGAGGACCUCGUGCAAUCAGAACCUGACCUUCUCUGGAGCAGGGUCCGCCAUUUCUGCCGCGAGCCAUUCUCGGAGUUCUUUGGUGUCUUUAUACUGAUUCUGUUUGGAGACGGAGUGGUUGCUCAGGUCGUUCUUAGCAACUCUACGAAGGGCGACUAUCAGUCCAUCUCAUGGGGCUGGGGCCUCGGAGUCAUGCUCGGUGUGUAUACAAGCGGUAUAUCAGGAGCACAUAUCAAUCCUGCGGUGACUUUUGCCAAUUGCGUUUACCGGAAGUUUCCCUGGCGUAAAUUUCCUGUAUAUAUGCUGGCUCAAGUCCUUGGGGCCAUGUGUGCUUCUGGAGUGGUAUACGCGAACUACAAAUCGGCCAUUGACGUCUUUGAAGGCGGACCGAACAUCAGAACAGUUCCUGGAUACUCUGAAACAGCAUCAGCAGGAAUAUUCUGCACUUACCCAGCCGAGUUCAUGACAAAGACCGGACAAUUCUUCUCCGAAUUUAUUGCCAGCACAAUCUUGAUGUUCCUCAUCUAUGCUCUUAAGGAUGAUGCUAAUCUGGGAGCCGGAAAUCUUGUCCCACUGGGAUUGUUCUUCGUCAUCUUUGGCAUCGGUGCUUGCUUCGGCUGGGAGACGGGUUAUGCCAUAAACCUUGCGCGAGAUUUCGGUCCCAGACUCAUGUCGUACAUGCUAGGGUAUGGUAUGAAUGUCUGGCGUGCUGGUGACUACUAUUUUUGGGUUCCCAUGGUGGCGCCCUUUUUUGGCUGUACAUUCGGAGGCUUCUUGUAUGAUGUGUUCCUAUUCACUGGUGAAUCGCCUAUCAAUACCGAAGCUCUCGGUUUGGCAAGGCUGCUGCCAAAACGUUGGAACCGGAAGACUUGGUCGAACACUUAUACCUCAUCGGUAUAGAAAAAGCGAAAAUGUUCGAAGGAAACUCACACAGUCGGUGGAAUUAUCGAUGCACGAGAUCAAGAUACAAAAAUCAGUGCUGGUUCCAGCCGGCGCCUGGAUAUAUUUCACCUCAACUUGAUGUUCAUCUCACAUUCUCAACCUCAACAAACCCGACAACUGUAUGAUAAUCUCUUCGAGGUCUUGUAAAACCAAAACAGAAGACUGACGAGGCAAAAUUGAUUUCUCAUAGUGUGUUGAAGUUAGCAGCUGCGUGUGAGCGAGAUUGUAUGUUUGAUAGUAUUUGAGUCUGCAGAUGUAUAGCAACUAUGUGUGAGC